This is a messenger RNA of Brassica napus (rape), 1179 nucleotides long. Its product is annotated as replication protein A 70 kDa DNA-binding subunit A-like. The coding region runs from base 1 to 1179 and encodes 392 amino acids. Gene Ontology annotation, molecular function: DNA binding. Gene Ontology annotation, biological process: DNA replication; DNA recombination; DNA repair. The transcript is spliced from 11 exons. Gene Ontology annotation, cellular component: nucleus. The record is from RefSeq and is a predicted model, not a curated record. NCBI's taxonomy places the organism in Eukaryota, Viridiplantae, Streptophyta, Magnoliopsida, Brassicales, Brassicaceae.
AUGGCUGCGAUAACUCUUGUGUCUGAUUUGAAACCGUUCAAGACUAUGUGGAAGAUUAGGGUUAAGAUCAUUCGUUUGUGGAAGCAGUACUCGGCUGCCGGUGGCCUAACCAUUGAGAUGGUGUUAAUCGACUAUAACGGUGUUAAGAUUAACGCUUCUGUGAAAAAGGAUCUGGUUAAUCAAUUUGAUUCCUUCCUUUCACAAGGAAGUUCAAAUAUUCUCAUUAACUUUUCACUCAACCCCUCUUGUGAUGUAAUUGGUCAGAUUGUUGAGUUGACCCCAAUUGAAGUAGCAUCAGCAAAUGGGAAAGAAACUCAUAAAUUGACUUUGGAGCUUCGUAAUGAAAAGGAUGAACGGCUGCCAAUGGUGUUGUGGGGUAACUUUGCUACCGAUGUAAGUGAUGCUAUUCAAGGACGUGGUGAGAAUGCCAUCAUUUGUGUUUUGAGGUUUGGGAAAAUUAAAGUUUGGAAAGACGAGCGUAGUGUUCUGAAUGCGUAUAACGUAUCUGAUGUGGAACUGAAUCCAUUGACACCAGAAGUGGAGGCCUUUGCGUCGUUGUUGCCGAAGGACGAACUUGCAUUGGCAAUUGUUGAAGCUAAACCACUAGCUUUGACUACUGGGGUUGGGGAUAAAAAUGAUUUUCUGGUGAACACUCCUAGGAAGACCAUCUCAGUUGAACAGUGUAUUGUCAUGUGCACAAUAGCUGCAAUUGAAUCCGACAUGGGCUGGUAUUACUUGAGUUGCAAAGUGUGCUCGAAGAAGGUUUUGAAUGUGCCGAAUGACAACAUCGACGAGCAAGGAGAUGAAGAUGAAAUGGGAUUCCAUUAUUAUUGCGUCAAAUGCAAGGUGAAGAAUUCAAGGUUGAUGCCAAGAUACAAGUUGCAUUUGGUGGUGCUAGACAAUACCGGGAAUUCAAAAUUCCUACUAUUCGAUGCUAUUGCAAUGCAGAUACUAAAUCAUCUUUGCAAUGAGCUGACUGGAAGUAAUUUUGAAGAGAUGCAAGAUCCGGAGGAUAUUCUGUUGGCACUGAAAGAUUUAGUUGGUAAGAACUAUCUUUUCAAGAUUGGCAUUGAGAGAUUGGGAGCUUUGACUACUUUGGCUAUUGAAAACUCGGUUAUUUCAGAUGCACCAGAGGGCUCCUUCAUGUUGAAUUAUCAGUCUUCCCAGGAAUGUGGGUAA